AUGUCCGAUCAAGAACAACCUCCCACCCCUACUCCCGACUCAACAAACACAACCCCAAACAAACCAAAACGUGCCCCUCCCAAGCUAGGCAAGAAAUCUCCCGCCAAGCAAGAACAAACCCCUCCAUCCUCGGAACAAGACCAGGACAAACAACCCGAAGAACCCGUCAAACAACAAGAACCAGACUCAGAACCUGAGCCAGAGCCAGAACAACAAGAAGAGGAAGAAGAAGCCGAGCCCGAACCCGAACCAGAACCCCAACCCAAGCCCGAACGUCGUCGUCGCAGACCCUCGUCCCCGCCCCCAAGAAUCAGAUACUGA
Messenger RNA from Penicillium crustosum, 321 nucleotides. RefSeq lists its product as uncharacterized. The transcript has a single exon. NCBI's taxonomy places the organism in Eukaryota, Fungi, Ascomycota, Eurotiomycetes, Eurotiales, Aspergillaceae. The coding region runs from base 1 to 321 and encodes 106 amino acids. The record is from RefSeq and is a predicted model, not a curated record.